AUGAAGACAUCCCUUCUCUUCGGCUUCAUACUGGUCUAUGCUUUCUCGGUCACCGUCGAGGCAACAAAAGGAGGUCUCAGUAAGGAUGAGCAGAAGAAACUUCUGGAUGCACUGAACAAGGAUCGUGUGCGAGCCCAAACGGCUUCCUCGGGUAUUGUGUUCCAACAUUUGACCUACGACUUGGAACUCGAGAAAAAGGCUGCAGCUUACGACUGUAAACCGGGGGGCUCUUCUUCUUCAGGCGUUGCAUUGUCUGCAUUGCAGUGGAAUAGUGUCGGAGACGAAAUAUAUGAAGAGGUCUACAAAGGAACAAAGGAACCCAGUCUUGGUUUAUUCGAUUGGAGACAAACUAAAAUUGGAUGCUCCAAAGAAGUCACAUGUAGAAUAAAAAUUAAAGAAGGAGAUGGUUUACCUGCCAAGUUUGUGGGGAAAGAAAUCGUUAUUGUUGGAGGAUGCAUACUCGGACCGCUUACCACUGAUGUGUCAGAGGAGGACAAACGGGUGGCUUCCGAAUUGGGGUUACCGAAAGCUUCGAAAUAUGGAGAUUUGCUUGGAAUCAAGAUGUCUUCAUCUGGCCGGGUCUUCAAUUUGAUUGUGUUCCUUGCUUUAUCGGUUUUUUAUUUUUGA
Molecule: messenger RNA, 627 nt
Organism: Caenorhabditis remanei
Lineage: Eukaryota; Metazoa; Nematoda; Chromadorea; Rhabditida; Rhabditidae
Exons: 3
Coding region: 1-627 (208 amino acids)
Source: RefSeq, a predicted model, not a curated record